GGCGCGAAGGAGUUAAGCGGGGCGGCGAGUGACAUCACCUCAUUUACAUAGGAGCGCGCAUAUAGCGGCGCUCGCCGAGCCCCUCCCGACAAUCGGCAGCAGCCUCUGAGCAGAUCGGACUCUCCUUGUUCGUGAACCUCACUCGCUCCUUCCGGCAACCAUGUCUGACAAGCCCGAUAUGGCUGAGAUCGAGAAAUUCGAUAAGUCGAAAUUGAAGAAGACAGAAACGCAAGAGAAAAAUCCUCUGCCUUCAAAAGAAACGAUUGAACAGGAGAAGCAAGCUGGCGAAUCGUAAUGAGGCGAGCGCCGCCAAUAUGCACUGUACAUUCCACAAGCAUUGCCUUCUUAUUUUACUUCUUUUAGCUGUUUAACUUUGUAAGAUGCAAAGAGGUUGGAUCAAGUUUAAAUGACUGUGCUGCCCCUUUCACAUCAAAGAAUCAGAACUACUGACCAGGAAGGCCUCCCCUGCCUCUCCCACCCAUCUGCUGGUCUGGCUGGCAGAGAGGGGAAAGAACUUGCAUGUUGGUGAAGGAAAAAGCUGGGUGGGAGAUAGUGAAAUAUAGAGUAAAAUUCAAGAUGGUCCAAGGUGUCCUGCAGGAUGUAAAAUGCAGUUUAAUCAGAGUGCCAUUUUUUUGUUCAAACGAUUUUAAUUAUUGGAAUGCACAAUUUUUUUAAUAUGCAAAUAAAAAGUUUUAAAACCUG
Molecule: messenger RNA, 702 nt
Organism: Acomys russatus (golden spiny mouse)
Lineage: Eukaryota; Metazoa; Chordata; Mammalia; Rodentia; Muridae
Gene: Tmsb4x
Product: thymosin beta 4 X-linked
Exons: 3
Coding region: 161-295 (44 amino acids)
Biological process (GO): actin filament organization; regulation of cell migration
Cellular component (GO): cytoplasm
Molecular function (GO): actin monomer binding
Source: RefSeq, a predicted model, not a curated record